Messenger RNA from Peronospora matthiolae, 1032 nucleotides. NCBI's taxonomy places the organism in Eukaryota, Oomycota, Peronosporomycetes, Peronosporales, Peronosporaceae. The record is from the annotation of a GenBank genome assembly.
AUGCUCCGUGUGCAGCGCUGUAUACGUGCGUCUCCCGUCCGCUUGCGGCGUCUUCAGCAUUCAGCAAUCACUGCAUCUGCUCCCAUGUCGUUUUCUGCUUCCUCUGUCCAUCCAGCGAUUGUCAAAUCGUCCUCUGGAAGCGACAAUAGCGGAGAAGAGCCACCCAAGUACAAGCCUGGCUGGUUCAGUCGUAACCCGGGCGUGACUCUGGGCGGAAUCCUCUUGGGCAUCGGCUUUUACAUCUACAGGGGCUCAAGAGGGAAAAGGAACUUUGAAGCGGUGCAGAAUCCGAUCGUAGAGGCGGCUGUUAUCUCGCCCUACGAAGCCUGGGAACUUCGCAGCAGCAACAGUAUCACGCCCGAGGUAUUUGAGGACGUGAGAGACGGAGUGACACGAGUGUUCCCAGCGGGCAAGGCCACGAUGCAGCACUUUGAUCAGUAUCUGGGCUUUAAGCUAGCCCCAGUGUGUCCGACAGGAGUGAGCAAGGCACAUCAUCUAGAGCGAGUCUUGCUGAGUCUAAAGACAGACGCAGACCGCAAGAGUGAUGUUGAUGCGCAGCUAGUGGCCUUCUCAAUGGCUGUCAAAGGAGCAGUGGACGAGCGAUUGCGGAUUCUGUUCAACCUGGCGACAGAUGCUCCGAUGUGCGAAGCGCUCAAGACAGAGGAAGAGGACAGCGAGACGGAGGAAGAGGACAGCAAGACGGAGGAGGGGACGGAUGGGCGUGAGAUGUCUCAGGAGCAGUUGGAACGACUGCUUCAGUUGUUGCUCGAAACGCACCAGAUCCCAUCCGAGAAGCGCGUGCUGGCCGUGGAGGAAGCUAAGUACCCUUUCCAAGAGUACAUGGCAGCGACGCCAAGCGAUCUGCUCAAGGCUGCGGUCCAGGCUGAAGUGCGAGACAAGAAGAUCACUGAGGAGCAAGCGCGAGGACGUCAGACGUACACGUUCGAGGCGUUUUCGCACCUCAUGCGCGGCAAGACUGUGUGUCUAUGGGGCGAGUGCUUUGCCAACAGCAAGAAGAAAAUGAAGAACUAA